AUGGAUGUCGUCGGUUUCCUUCCUUCCUUUCCCUCGACUGGCGCACGGAGGCUGCUUUCGUCAGUCAGUCAGUCAGUCCGUCGGUCGGUCGUCGUCGUCGUCGAAGAAGGUUCACGGGACUUUUUCCUUUUCGAGGUUCCGCCGAAUUUUAUGAUUCCUCCGCGCCGCGCCUCCCGCUGCCCGCUCCGCGAGACGUUCGUCAUAGCCGUCGCGGCCCGCUCCGAUCGGUUCCGCUCCGCUCUGCGGGAGAUGGAGAAAGAAGAGCGCGGCCGACGACGACGACGACGACGAAGAGGAGGAGGAGGAGGAGGAGGGCGAAGGGUGCCUCGGAAGAAAGAAGAAGAAGCAGACGAGAGCGCGACGACGAGGAGCAGGAGGAGGAGGAGGAGGAGGGGCGCAGAGGCAGCGGAGGACUCUGCGCUUGCUUCGAGAGAAGAGAAGGGAGCGGAGGCCGAGCGCGGAGAGGCAGUCGUCGCAGAGAGGGAGGAAGGGAGGAAGGAAGGAAGGUGA
Marchantia polymorpha subsp. ruderalis is the source of this 510-nucleotide messenger RNA. The record is from the annotation of a GenBank genome assembly. NCBI's taxonomy places the organism in Eukaryota, Viridiplantae, Streptophyta, Marchantiopsida, Marchantiales, Marchantiaceae.